Pundamilia nyererei is the source of this 1099-nucleotide messenger RNA. Its product is annotated as P2Y purinoceptor 14-like. Gene Ontology annotation, cellular component: membrane. Bases 60 to 1022 code for a protein of 320 amino acids. NCBI's taxonomy places the organism in Eukaryota, Metazoa, Chordata, Actinopteri, Cichliformes, Cichlidae. The record is from RefSeq and is a predicted model, not a curated record. Gene Ontology annotation, biological process: G protein-coupled receptor signaling pathway. Gene Ontology annotation, molecular function: G protein-coupled purinergic nucleotide receptor activity. The transcript has 4 exons.
UAACAACUCAAGCAGCCUCUUCUGCUCACCGAAGUCUGCGAAAACACAUCUCCACAAACAUGGAUGGCCCCAACAAUUUGACUUCCAUUAUGAACAAGACCUGUGAUCCAGUUGUCCCAUCAGUUAACCCUUUCUUUAUGCUGGUCUACAGUCUAGUGUUUGUGGUGGGUUUACUCCUUAAUGGUUUCAUCAUGAAGUUUUACUGUUGUCGAGUUCGGCAGCAGGCAUCAAGCAGCUUGAUGGUGUACAUGAGGAACCUGACAGCUGCUGACUUCCUGCUCUGCCUCUCUCUGCCACUCCGCAUCGCCCACUAUGCUAGCAGCUCUCUCAUCAUUCAGCAGCUCUACUGCACAGUUGGAGCUUAUGCCCUGUUCCUCAACAUGUAUGCCAGCAUCCUAUUCAUGGGGUACAUUGCUGCCAACAGGUAUCUGAAGAUUGUCCAUCCUUCAAAAACUCACAUUCUACAGAGAGUACGAACUGCCCACAUCAUCUCUGUGGUCACUUGGGUUUGUCUCAUUAUUCCAGCAGUCACCAGCAACAGCCUGUUUUUCAUCACCCAGAAACACCUGAACGUCACCCCGAGACGCUGUCGUCCCCUGUUUAGUUCAUUGGUCAGGCUGAUCCAAAAAAUCGUCCAUAUCUUCUCUGUUAUCAUCUUCCUCUCAGUCUUCAUAUCCCUGGUCUUCUUCUAUAACGGCAUCUCCCGCAGGGUGUUGCAGGCACAGCAGACACAGCUGGCCUCCUCUGGCUCUGAGAAGCUGGUGAAGUCUCGCAGGAACAUGUUGGUGCUGGUCAGCAUCUUCUGUGUUUGUUUUGUCCCCUAUCACCUGUUUCGACUCCCCUAUAUUUUUCUGUCGGGAAACUGCUCUGCUGUUAAGGUGUUGUACUACCUGAAGGAAGCGGCCACCAUUGUGUCAGUUUUCAACGUCUGCCUGGACCCUGUUGUUUACUUUUUCCUCUGUAAGACUUUUCAGGCCCAGGUGAAUCGGAGUAUGGCCUCCAUAAGAGUCAACGUUCAAUAAGCAAAUGAGGAGAGUGUGACGUAGGCCAGUCCACUGGCUGUCACAAGAGUGACAGCAUAAAGAAGGAGCUGGGAAUU